Molecule: messenger RNA, 936 nt
Organism: Acinonyx jubatus (cheetah)
Lineage: Eukaryota; Metazoa; Chordata; Mammalia; Carnivora; Felidae
Product: taste receptor type 2 member 7
Exons: 1
Coding region: 1-936 (311 amino acids)
Biological process (GO): sensory perception of taste; G protein-coupled receptor signaling pathway; detection of chemical stimulus involved in sensory perception of bitter taste
Cellular component (GO): membrane
Molecular function (GO): bitter taste receptor activity; G protein-coupled receptor activity
Source: RefSeq, a predicted model, not a curated record
AUGCUGGAUAAAGUGGAGAGCACCUUGAUGCUCAUAGCAGCUGGAGAAUUUGCAAUGGGGAUUUUAGGGAAUGCAUUCAUUGGAUUGGUAAACUGCAUGAACUGGAUCAAGAAUAGGAAGAUUGCCUCCAUUGACUUAAUCCUCACAAGUCUGGCCAUAUCCAGAAUUUGUCUAUUAUGUAUCAUACUAUUAGACUAUUUUAUACUGGGGCUGUAUCCAGAUGUCUAUACUACCGGUAAAAAAAUGAGAAUCAUUGACUUCUUCUGGACGCUCACCAACCAUCUAAAUGUCUGGUUUGCCACCUGCCUCAGCAUUUUCUAUUUCCUCAAGAUCGCGAAUUUCUUCCAUCCCCUUUUCCUCUGGAUGAAGUGGAAAAUUGACAGUGCGAUUCCUAAGAUCCUGCUGGGAUGCUUGGCCUUCUCUGUGUUCAUUAGCCUUGUUGUCUCUGAGAAUCUGAACGAUGAUUUCAGGUCUUGUGUUAAGGUAAAGAAGAAAACAAACAUAACUGUGAAAUGCAGAGUAAAUAAAGCCCAAUAUGCUUCCAUCAAGAUUUGCCUCAACCUGUUGACACUAUUCCCCUUUUCCGUGUCCGUGAUCUCAUUUCUCCUCUUGCUCCUCUCCCUGUGGAGACAUACCAGGCAGAUGAAGGUCAGUGCCACGGGGUGCAGGGACCCCAGCAUAGAAGCCCAUGUGGGAGCCAUGAAAGCUGUCAUCUCCUUCCUCCUCCUUUUCAUUGCUUACUAUUUGGCUUUUCUCGUAGCCACCUCCAGCUACUUUAUGCCAGAGACUGAAUUAGCUGUGAUGAUUGGUGAGUUGAUAGCUCUCAUCUAUCCAAGCCAUUCAUUGAUUCUAAUUCUGGGGAACAAUAAAUUACGGCAGGCGUCUCUAAGGGUGCUGUGGAAAGUAAAGUGUAUCCUAAAAAGAAGAAAUCACUAA